Molecule: messenger RNA, 1793 nt
Organism: Aspergillus campestris IBT 28561
Lineage: Eukaryota; Fungi; Ascomycota; Eurotiomycetes; Eurotiales; Aspergillaceae
Product: sugar porter family MFS transporter
Exons: 4
Coding region: 105-1736 (543 amino acids)
Biological process (GO): carbohydrate transport; transmembrane transport
Cellular component (GO): membrane
Molecular function (GO): carbohydrate:proton symporter activity
Source: RefSeq, a predicted model, not a curated record
UCUCAUCUCUUUUCUUUGUGCCCUCUCUUUCGGGGUUGUCCUUUAAUCAAUUCUGGUAAUCGUUUACUGACACCUCACUGGUCGCGUCCGGCUGUUGCGCCAAAAUGCCGCGUUCUUACUUGGGCCUGCAGGGCCAAAAGCUGCAGAUCGCUAUCGGCCUCAUCGCCGGUAUGGACUUUCUGCUGUUUGGCUACGAUCAGGGUGUCACGGGAGGUCUUUUGACCCUCAAGUCGUUCGCCAAAUACUUCCCGACAAUUGUUCAAGUCGGAGAUGCGUGGAGGGAGAUGCAGGAAAACGAUCCGGCUGCGGCCAGCGCCCAGUCGACUCGUCAAGGUAUUGUCGUUGCGGCUUACAACUUGGGAUGUUUCGCGGGUUCCAUUCCGACGAUCUGGGUCGGUAACUGGCUGGGUCGCCGCAAGACCAUCUUUCUUGGUUCUUUCAUCAUGGUUAUUGGAGCGCUGCUGCAGUGCACUGCGUACGAUCUGUCCCAACUGAUCGUGGGCCGCCUGGUGACUGGUCUUGGAAACGGUAUGAAUACGUCCACGGUACCCACGUGGCAGUCCGAGUGCUGCAAAUCGAAUCGUCGGGGUCAGCUGGUCAUGAUCGAAGGCGCCAUGAUCACGUGUGGCAUUACCAUCAGCUACUGGGUCGACUACGGACUCAUGUUUACCGACCCCAGCGAAGUCUCGUGGCGUUUCCCCCUGGCCUUCCAGAUCUUCUUCGCUGCCAUCAUCUUGGCCUUCGUCAUGUUUCUGCCCGAGUCGCCGCGCUGGCUCAUCCUCAAGGGUCACGAGGACGAGGCCGAGGAGGUGUUGGGUGCUCUUUUGGGUGAGGAGACGGACUCGACCUUCGUCCAGACUGAAUAUACCGCCAUCAAGGCCACCGUCUUGGAGAUGGCCAAGGGCUCGUUCAAGGACAUGUUCACCAUGGGCGAGGAUCGCCAUCUCCACCGGGUGAUUCUCGCCUACGUCAACCAGAUGUUCCAGCAGAUUUCAGGCAUCAACCUCAUCACCUACUACAUCCCGAUCCUCCUGGAGAAUCAGCUCAAGAUGGACACCCAGAUGUCGCGUCUGAUUGCUGCGUGCAACGGUACCGAGUACUUCAUCGCCUCGUGGGUGGCCGUCUUCACCAUCGAGAUCUUCGGCCGGCGUACGCUCAUGCUGUUCGGCGCCGCGGGCAUGUCCCUCUCCAUGGUGGUCCUCGCCAUCUGCAAUGCCAUCAACACACACCCCGCCCAGAUGUGUAUGAUUGUCUUCUUCUUCGUGUUCAACACCUUCUUCGCCAUCGGCUGGUUGGGCAUGACCUGGCUGUAUCCCGCCGAGAUCGUGCCGCUGAAGAUCCGUGCGCCCGCCAAUGCGCUGGCCACCUCGUCCAACUGGAUCUUCAACUUCCUGGUGGUCAUGAUCACCCCGGUUGCGUUUGAGAACAUCGGGUAUAAGACCUACAUUAUCUUUGCCGUCAUUAACGCGGCCAUCUUCCCCGUCACCUACUUCUUCUAUCCCGAGACGACCCACCGUUCCUUGGAGGAAAUGGACCGCAUCUUCCACAAGACCAAGAGCAUCUUCUCGGUCGUCAAUGUGGCCGCCACGGAGCCCCACAUGUACGGCAAGAAGGGUGAGCUGCUGCACACGCUGGACGAUGUCGAGGAUGCGGCUAUACACGCAGUGCGCCGCCAGAGUGUAGUGGACCACACCCACAAGGCUAUGGACAGUGAUGAGACCAGCACGGAGAAGUAGGAGGCUAUCAGCGGAGUGGGGUAGGCUGAUUUGGUUUUCUUCAUCUGAUUUUACGAC